AUGGAGAAGCCAUUUUUCACAGACGGCCGCUGGUAUCAACAACAGCCUCGCCGCUACCCUUUCUCCCCCACCCAUUCGUACGGUGGCGUGCCUGCUCACCAUCUCGAUCCGCUGGAAACCCGCCUUGCCUCCCGGCAGCCGGUCCAGCGCCAGCCGGAGAGAGGGAAAGUAGUUCGGGUUCCGGUUCAGUUCGUCGGAUCGGGACAGGUGGAUCGCUUGGGGUCUGCCGUGAAGAUACAGAAGGUUUUCAGGGGCUUUCUGGUCCGGAAGUGCCUGAAGAAGAUUAAGGACAUCAAGUGUAAGGUGGAUGAGAUCGAGGGGAGGCUGUCGGAGGAGAAAGUAGUGGAUCUUGUUCGUAGGGACGAGAAGGAGCGUUUGAGGAUGAACGAGAGCCUGAUGUCCCUCCUGUUCAAGCUCGACUCGAUUUGUGGGGUGGAUUUUGGGGUUAGGGCUUGCAGGAAGGCUGUGAUUCGCAAGGCGAUAGCGUUGCAGGAGAGGAUUGAUGCCAUCGUGGCCGUUAAUUUCACUGGUAAUUGCGAGGCUGUUGAUCAAGAAGAUGAAAGUGGUGGUGGGGUCGUCUCUGAGGAGAUUCUGAAACCAGAAGAUUCUCCCGAAAGUGCAGUUUUGGGGGAAAAUAACAAUGAGAUGGAAAUUUUGGGGAAUAAUGAUAUUAUCGAUGUUGGGGUGGAUCGUGAGGUGAAGGUGAUCAGCGAAUCGAAUCCUGUUGGCUUUGACAAUGGCUGUGUUUGUGAGAAAUCCGACUUUUCGGUUGAGAAUGGGACACAGGAGAAGGCGAAGGAGGGGCACAAAGUCGAGGACGACGAUAAAAGAAACCGGGAUUUGUUGGAGCGCAUGAUUGAGGACAAUGAGAAGAUGAUGAGUAUGAUGAAGCAGUUGUUCGAGAGGAAUGAGAUGCAGUCGAGGAUGAUUAAUACGCUGACUAACAGAGUGGACAUGUUGGAGAAAGCAUUUGUGUGUGAUGUCAAGUUUAGGAAGAAGAAGAAGAAGAAGGCGGCAGGUGCCGGUGCAAAUACUUGCAGUGAUCAUUGA
Striga hermonthica is the source of this 1050-nucleotide messenger RNA. The record is from the annotation of a GenBank genome assembly. Lineage: Eukaryota; Viridiplantae; Streptophyta; Magnoliopsida; Lamiales; Orobanchaceae.